AUGGCACCAAGCGCGCAAGCCGUUUCGAGCUAUCUUUCCAGCCUCUUCAGCCUCGCUGGCAAAGUCGCUGUCAUCACGGGAGGAAGUUCCGGAAUAGGAAGAGAGAUGGCCAUCGCAUUGGGACGUUCUGGAUGUCGGAUUGUUCUCAUUGCGCGAAGACCGAAACCCCUGCAGGAUACCAUCGAUCACCUCGCUGAUCUGCAUGUUACCGCUGAAGCUAUCGUCGCUGAUCUUGGCAACCCGGCUUCUGUGCGAGAUGCUAUCCAAGCUAUUAAGGCAACUGUCGGGUCACCUGACAUCCUCAUCAACGCCGCAGCUGUCAACUAUAGACCUCACAUGAACGAUCUUUCUCAAGGAGCCUGGGAUGAGACAAUUGCCGUCAACCUUACCGCGCCCUUCGCCCUAGGGCAAGCUUUUGGACCAAAGAUGGCAGAAAAUGGCUGGGGCCGUAUCAUCAACAUUAUAAGCCAGCAGGCUUUCAGGUCAUACGGCAAUAGCGGUGCAUAUGGAGCAUCCAAAGCAGGUCUCUUGGGUUUGACACGAUCCCAAGCAGAAGCGUGGUCUCGUCAUGGUGUUCUCUGCAAUGCCAUCGCACCAGGUGUCGUCGACACACCCAUGACUCGCGUUGCAUUCAACGACCCUGCAAAGGCCGAGGCUCAUGCAGCAAGAACUAUGGUAGGAAGGAAUGGUCUGCCAAGAGAUUUUGCAGGGAUUGCUGUGUAUCUGGCGAGUGAUGCGAGUGCUACAGUUACAGGGCAGACAAUCUUUGUGGAUGGAGGUUAUUCUUCGACAUGA
Molecule: messenger RNA, 795 nt
Organism: Fusarium pseudograminearum CS3096
Lineage: Eukaryota; Fungi; Ascomycota; Sordariomycetes; Hypocreales; Nectriaceae
Exons: 1
Coding region: 1-795 (264 amino acids)
Molecular function (GO): oxidoreductase activity, acting on the CH-OH group of donors, NAD or NADP as acceptor
Source: RefSeq, a predicted model, not a curated record